Aspergillus glaucus CBS 516.65 is the source of this 1230-nucleotide messenger RNA. RefSeq names its product cleavage polyadenylation factor subunit FIP1 (gene fip1). Gene Ontology annotation, cellular component: mRNA cleavage and polyadenylation specificity factor complex. The record is from RefSeq and is a predicted model, not a curated record. Bases 27 to 986 code for a protein of 319 amino acids. The transcript has 3 exons. Lineage: Eukaryota; Fungi; Ascomycota; Eurotiomycetes; Eurotiales; Aspergillaceae. Gene Ontology annotation, molecular function: RNA binding.
UCCCCUCACUGUGAUACCCAGACACCAUGGAAGAAGAAGACGACGACUUUUACGACCCGACCGACGUGGUCCCGCCUACUCAAGUGCAAAAUAAUCCGCAACAUGCUCCGUCUAAUGGUCACGAAACGGGCGAUGCGGAGGAAGAAGAGAUAGAGGUGGAAGAUGACGAUGAUGACUUCAAUAUCAUUACAGAAGCAUCACCAGAUGCGCCGCCGCCAGAGAUACCACAUCCUCGCCAUGCCAACCUUCGGAAUGACUCCCAACGACCCUCAUCCAUAGACGCGCCCGUGCCAAAAUCCGUCACGCCAACCCCGAAAGUAGAGUCCGCAACCCCAGUGCCCGUCGCUGCCAGACCAGCCGUGCCACAAAAACCGGGCUCAGCAUAUCCACCCAUCCACGCGUCGAAUAUCGAUGUCCAUAUGAACCCAGUACACCCGGCGACUGGAAAGCCGAUCCUCUUGACAGACAUGGACAACGAUUUCCCUGCCGAUGAUAAACCAUGGCGGCGACCGGGAUCCGACAUUUCGGAUUACUUUAACUACGGAUUCGACGAGUUUACGUGGGCCAGCUACGUCUUGAAGCAACAGGAGCUACGACGUGAAGUGGGAGACCAGAGGAAACAGCUAGAUGACAUGCAGAACUUCAUGAGCAUGGGAAUGCCGCCAAUGCCCGGUGGUCCCCCACCGGGACCUGGACCUGGACCUGGCGGCGCACCACCGGGAAUGCCGCCAAUGCCUGGCAUGCCCGAGAUGUCUCCCGAUAUUAUGCAGGGCAUGUUGACGGGCAUGAUGUCUCAGGGUCUGGAUCCGUCAUCGAUGGAUCCCAUGUCCUUCAUGCAACAUGCGCAGGCGAUGAUGGGCCCACAACCCGGGGCCGCUCAACCUCAAGCUCAAGGAUUUGGAGGACAAGGUGGUCACCAGAUGGGGUACGGAGGAUAUGAUCAACGAGGCGGAUUUGGAGGUCGCGGACGGGGACGAAGAUGGUAGAAUUUAACCUAUUGUGAAUCUUGCUUUUCCAUAAUUCCCAGUGACGGGACGGAUAUCGCGGCGUUUGAAAAUGCAUUUGCAUCGAUUUAGGAUAUAGCAAUUGAGUGUUCUUGCUAAUGAACUGCUUGUGUUCUCAUAUCGUGGAACCGCCUAGCAUCUUGUUCGGGAAAAAGGAGCCGGGCGUGUUGUAUGCUGUAGAAGAAUCUGCGCACACGACCUUGUACGGCUCAGGAGGACUACCAGC